Neltuma alba is the source of this 2476-nucleotide messenger RNA. RefSeq names its product alpha-L-arabinofuranosidase 1. The record is from RefSeq and is a predicted model, not a curated record. The coding region runs from base 244 to 2268 and encodes 674 amino acids. Gene Ontology annotation, biological process: L-arabinose metabolic process. The transcript has 18 exons. Gene Ontology annotation, molecular function: alpha-L-arabinofuranosidase activity. Lineage: Eukaryota; Viridiplantae; Streptophyta; Magnoliopsida; Fabales; Fabaceae.
UUCAGAGUCAAUUGUCACAUUUCAUUAUUCGCGACAGCCAAGAUUAGCCGCAACUAGCGUGGAAGCAAAGGCAAAACCAAAUCCAUGUCCGAUAGGCCAUUUCUACUUGCCGAUCCCACCUUCUAUAAAGAGACAAACCUCCAGGCGCUGAUCCUCAUGGGUGACUCACUCUCUCUUUGAAGUUCUCGCUCAUCACUUCCCUCGUCUGCCUGUUGUGUCUAGAUUGAAUGUUGUGAACAAACUAUGGGUUCCAAGCCUUCACGCAGUGUUGCUCUGAUCCAACUCCUUACAGUGUUUUAUCUUCUCUGUCAAUGCUUUGCUGUUAAAGUUGAUGCAGAGCAGAACGCUGCGCUAGUUGUAGAUGCUUCUGGUGCAUCUGGAAAGCCCAUACCUGAAACAUUUUUUGGAAUAUUCUUUGAGGAGAUCAAUCAUGCUGGUGCUGGGGGAUUGUGGGCAGAGCUUGUGAGCAACAGAGGUUUUGAAGCUGGUGGUCCUAACGUUCCAUCGAAUAUUGAUCCUUGGACAAUUAUUGGAAAUGAAUUAACUAUAAAUGUAUCAACUGAUCGUACCUCAUGCUUUGAACGUAAUAAGGUAGCAGUACGAUUGGAGGUUCUCUGUGACAGUGAAGGUGACAAUACCUGCCCAGCUGAUGGUGUUGGCAUUUACAACCCCGGUUUCUGGGGCAUGAAUAUUGAGCAAGGGAAGAAAUACAAAGUGAUCUUCUAUGUUCGUUCCACUGGACCAAUUAAUCUGAAAGUUUCAUUGACGGAUUCUAAUGGUGUAGCAAAGAUUGCUUCGACUGACAUCAAAGCUUCUGCAUCUGAUGUUUCAAACUGGACAAAGAUGGAGACUGUACUAGAAGCGAGUCAGACAAAUCACAAUGCAAGACUUCAAUUCACGACAACCAGCAAAGGUGUACUAUGGCUGGAUCAAGUGUCUGCUAUGCCCACAGACACAUAUAAGGGACAUGGUUUCCGGAGUGAUCUUGCCAAAAUGCUGGAAGAUUUAAAGCCAAGUUUUAUGAGAUUUCCAGGUGGCUGUUUUGUUGAGGGAGAAUGGUUAAGAAAUGCAUUUAGGUGGAAAGAAACCAUUGGACCUUGGGAAGAAAGACCCGGGCAUUUUGGUGAUGUUUGGAUGUAUUGGACUGAUGAUGGACUUGGCUAUUUUGAGUUUCUUCAACUAGCAGAGGACCUUGGCACAUUGCCAAUAUGGGUAUUUAACAAUGGUAUCAGCCAUAAUGAUGAAGUUGACACAUCCGCCGUUUUACCUUUUGUGCAAGAAGCCCUUGAUGGAAUCGAGUUUGCCAGAGGUGAUCCAACUUCAAAAUGGGGUCGCGUUAGAGCUGCUAUGGGACACCCAGAGCCAUUUAACUUGAAAUAUGUUGCUAUCGGGAAUGAGGAUUGCGGCAAGAAAAAUUACCAAGGAAACUACCUUAAGUUCUACAAUGCAAUCAGAAGUGCCUAUCCAGACAUCCAAAUGAUCUCAAAUUGUGAUGCUUCUUCUAGACCACUGGCUCACCCAGCUGAUUUUUAUGAUUAUCAUGUUUACACUAGUGCCAAUGACAUGUUUACAAGGGCUCAGGUAUUUAACCGCGCAUCACGUGACGGUCCAAAGGCUUUUGUCAGUGAGUAUGCAGUCAAUGGAAGAGACGCUGGGACAGGAAGCCUUUUAGCAGCCCUAGCUGAAGCAGGAUUCCUAGUUGGACUAGAAAAGAACAGUGAUAUCGUCCACAUGAUUAGCUAUGCUCCGCUUUUCGUGAAUGCGAACAACAGGAGGUGGAACCCAGAUGCAAUUGUAUUCAACUCCUUUCAGUCUUAUGGAACUCCUAGCUACUGGGUGCAGAAGUUUUUCUCAGAGUCAAGCGGAGCAACACUUCUUAAUUCAUCACUUCAGACAACAUCUUUCUCACUUGUUGCAUCAGCAAUUUCUUGGCAAGAUUCUGCAGAUAAGAAAAAUUACAUCCGAAUAAAGGUUGUGAACUUUGGAAGCACGGGGGUGAAUCUUGAGAUUUCUGUCAAUGGACUGGACCAAUACUCUGCAGAGUUAAGUGGGGCAACAAAAACUGUGCUCACAUCUGCUAAAGUAAUGGAUGAGAACUCCUUCUCUCAGCCCAAAAAGGUGGCGCCAAUGCAAAGUGCACUUCAGACUGCUGGGAAGGACAUAAAUGUGGCACUCCCACCAUAUUCAUUCUCUUCAUUUGAUAUAUUGAAAGCAUCCAAUACUCUGGAGAUGCCAGGGAGCGAUUCUCCCACAAGGUCUUCUAUUUGAAGUGUCUAGAUAUUUAAACUAUCGUUAAAAAUAAAAGGGGGAAAGGGAAGGAGGGUAUUCACACGCAUGGUCUUGUGCAGUAAAUUCCCAUUAACUGUACUAGUUGGCAUCUUUGCUAGCCUCUUACUUAUGUAAUUGACCCCUUCUAUGUUGUAAAUAAAAAUUUGUAUGGUUUCAGCUUUAUAUAGCCCUGUUUCGAAUUUAUUUA